AUGGUAGUGGAGACUCUUCUUGUAUCGACGGCUGUAAAGACUGUCAGUAUAGUUGGAUCAACCUUAUGGAUCAUUCCUCUGAUCUUAGCUGGACUGACCUACGUCAACUACAACCGAUACGAUCCAGAAUCGCACAUUAUCGAGCCCCGGAGUUUACGGAAAGACUAUGACUUCAUCGUCGUUGGUGGAGGAUCUGCAGGUGCCGUGGUGGCAUCGAGAUUGUCGGAAAUCCAUGAUUGGAAUGUUCUCCUUUUGGAAGCUGGUCCAGACGAAACGGAAAUAACUGACGUGCCAUCCUUAGCAGCUUAUCUACAACUGUCUCGUAUGGACUGGGCUUACAAAACUAUGUAUACGGGACGAGCGUGUUUGGGGAUGAAGAACGGCCAAUGCAACUGGCCUAGAGGCAAAGUGCUCGGCGGUUCUAGCGUACUCAACUACAUGCUUUACAAGCCGGAUGCAGGAGAUAGUAUUGGAAGGGAAAUAGAUAUAAGGAACGAAAGCAGAAAACAAAUCGUUACGGCAAAAAAAGAAGUCGUCAUGUCAGCCGGUUCAAUCAACACCCCCCAAAUCCUCAUGCUAUCUGGCGUUGGCCCUAGAGAGGAACUCGACAAGCACGGUAUCCCGGUAUUGGCAGACUUGAAAGUCGGCGAGAACCUCCAGGACCACGUCGCUAUGGGAGGACUAACGUUUAGGAUCAACAAGCCCGUUUCGAUAGUGCAGGACCGGUUUCAGGCAUUCCCGAUGACGAUGCAGUAUGUCAUGCAUAGAAAAGGACCAAUGACGACACUUGGCGGAGUUGAAGGAUUAGCUUUCGUCAACACCUAUCUAGGUAAGAAGUAA
Messenger RNA from Acanthoscelides obtectus, 840 nucleotides. The record is from the annotation of a GenBank genome assembly. Lineage: Eukaryota; Metazoa; Arthropoda; Insecta; Coleoptera; Chrysomelidae.